Molecule: messenger RNA, 1632 nt
Organism: Vicugna pacos (alpaca)
Lineage: Eukaryota; Metazoa; Chordata; Mammalia; Artiodactyla; Camelidae
Gene: NIT1
Product: nitrilase 1
Molecular function (GO): hydrolase activity, acting on carbon-nitrogen (but not peptide) bonds, in linear amides
Source: RefSeq, a predicted model, not a curated record
CUCAUCCUGCCCGCCGCGGCGAAUUCCACCUGCGGUGCUUUAACUUGGUGCAACAGAGGCUCUGCCCCUGAGAGAGGCGGGGAAGGACGGGUUAACUGGAGAGAGGGGCGCGGGUUGGGAUCUGAGUGCUAAUUGUCCCCUGCCCGCCGUGAGGUGGUGAGGAGCGAGGGAGGGUGGACUUCCCCUCAGAGAUUCUUGUGGAAGGGGGGAAAUAUGCUUUGAGUCAAUAAAAUUGUGCAAGUGCACAGUCGAGAAGAGCGGCUAGGAAAACCAAGGGAGUAUCUUAGAGAUGACUUUUGAACUGAGGAAACGUUUGGCUGAAGAAAAGGGCUUCAAUUUGAUACCCAGAGCCAUGGCUAUCUCCUCUUCCUCCUGGGAACUGCCCCUGGUGGCUGUGUGCCAGGUAACAUCGACACCAGACAAGCAGCAGAACUUUAAAACAUGUGCUGAGCUGGUUCGGGAGGCUGCCAGACUGGGCGCUUGCCUGGCUUUCCUGCCUGAGGCAUUUGACUUCAUUGCACGGGACCCUGAAGAGACGCUACGCCUGUCUGAGCCACUGAGUGGGAACCUUUUGGGAGAAUAUACCCAGCUUGCCAGGGAAUGUGGACUCUGGCUGUCCUUGGGUGGUUUCCAUGAGCGUGGCCAAGACUGGAAGCAGACUCAGAAAAUCUACAAUUGUCAUGUGAUUCUGAACAACAAGGGGUCAGUAGUGGCCACUUAUAGGAAGACACAUCUGUGUGAUGUAGAGAUUCCAGGACAGGGACCUAUGCGUGAAAGCAACUCUACCAUACCUGGGCCCAGUCUUGAGUCUCCUGUCAGCACACCAGCAGGCAAGAUUGGUCUGGCUAUCUGCUAUGACAUGCGGUUCCCUGAACUCUCUCUGGCAUUGGUUCAGGCUGGAGCAGAAAUACUUACCUACCCUUCAGCUUUUGGAUCUGUUACAGGCCCAGCCCACUGGGAGGUGUUGCUGCGGGCCCGUGCCAUUGAAACCCAGUGCUAUGUAGUGGCGGCAGCACAGUGUGGACGCCAUCAUGAAAAGAGAGCAAGUUAUGGCCACAGCAUGGUGGUAGAUCCCUGGGGAACUGUGGUGGCCCGCUGUUCUGAAGGACCAGGCCUCUGCCUUGCCCGAAUUGACCUCAGUUACUUGCGACAGUUGCGCCAAAACCUGCCUGUGUUCCAGCACCGCAGGCCUGACCUCUACAGCAGUCUGGGUCACCCAUUGUCUUAAGACUUUUGGCUUCUGUCAGUUGAGACCCCCAUUGUGAGCUGGUGUUGCUGUGACUUGUAGGCAGGACCCAGGCGCAGCUCCCCUCACUUGGAGAACCUUCUCUCUCUUGACGGAACACAGGCUCAGCUUCUUGGGAAAGAAAAAACUUUCACCUGAGCUCAGAUUUCAGUUUCAGAAAGGUGGAAUUUUAUAGUCACUGUUUAUUUCAUGAAAACUGAAGUAAUGCUGAGGGCUGAGCAGCACUGGCAUUGAAAAAAAAUAUAAUAAUCAUAAAGUCUGUGUCUGGACAUCACUUUGAGGAGCUGAAAAGGAAGGUGGUAUUGUAUCAGCUGGACUAGGCUCCAGUUCUGUGCGUCCUGGCUCAUUCAACAUGCCUCCCUACCCAAAUAAAAGUGCAACACUCA